Nematostella vectensis (starlet sea anemone) is the source of this 1708-nucleotide messenger RNA. RefSeq lists its product as uncharacterized. The record is from RefSeq and is a predicted model, not a curated record. Lineage: Eukaryota; Metazoa; Cnidaria; Anthozoa; Actiniaria; Edwardsiidae. Bases 131 to 1246 code for a protein of 371 amino acids. The transcript has 2 exons.
AACGGCGGUAAGAACAAAGAGCUAAAAAGUGCACUUGGGCAUCUUUACAAAGCCGUGCUAAUGUUCAGGCAAAAUUAAACAUUUGAAUAUCUUGUUUCGGAUUUCAGGGGAAAAAACUUCGUUAAAAAUAAUGGCUACUGGAACUACCAGUUCAAAACUAGAAACCGGAUUGAAUGGAGCUAGUGAGAGCAGUAAUUCGCCGAGAGUAAAAUCACCGACAAGCGCACACAAGCCGCGACAAAAAGCAACGAACUGGGGAAUAGAAGAAACCAGGAUUUUCCUAGAGGCAUGGAAAACGUACUACGAUUCGCUUGAAACCGCAUCUUACUUGGGGAAAAAUACGAUCUGGAAUAAGAUAUACGAGCAGUAUCGCUCAGGAUGCAUCAGCGAUGGCCUGUCUGUAAACAGAAACGUCUAUCAGCUUAAAAAACGAGUUCAGAACUUGACUUAUCAAUAUAAGCAGUUUCGGGGACCUACGGCCGCUUGCAUCGACGAAGAAACGCGGGCAAGAAUCAAUAAAGUAUUUCCAUACUUCGAUUUUUUUAAUGAUGUGAUAACGGGGGAGAAUCGAGUCGCAGUUCGACGAGAUACCAACGGAACUAGUGAGACGAAGCUAGCGGUUUAUGCUUUUGAUGAGCAACUGAAGAGCGAUCGGAGAGAUUCAGAGCCUCGGAUAGCGGUCAGGAACGAUACAAGCGAGUCUGGCGAAGCGAAGCUGACAGUGUUCGCUUACGACGAAGAACCGAAAGACAAGCCUCAGCCUCGCCGACAAUCUGCGCUGAACACACGCGUGUCGCCCGAGUCCGAGAGCGAAGAAUCGGCUGAAAAUCACAGCGAAGCGAGCGACCAUCACGCAGCACAACUUGUCAACAAUCGACCCGAGCAGUCCGAUUCAAGUUCAGAGGAAGAGGAAACAGAUCUUGUAGUCGUCGAUAUACCAGAGCUUCAACAACAUACUGCGCCUUCACCACGAAAAAGACUCAAGCGACAAACUCAUGUUGCGGUAAACAAGCGGCCAGAGCCAAAACUAACGGAAUCUGUGCCGAGAAAUCGCACAGAAGAGGACGGGUUUCGCAUGAGUGCGUUGGAGGAAAUGUGGGAGCGCAAGCUUGCGCAGGACAGAGAGCAGUUCGAGAAGCUCAUGGAAUUUCAGAGAGAAUCACUCCAAGUGCAACAGCAGCAGACAAACGCUAUAAUAUCAGGACUUACAAAUAUACUCAACACGCUAGCGAAAAAUAAUCGGUGAGAUUAUUUACGCUACUAGGUGUUCGCGGUUACCCUGUGGCUGAGAGGGGCUGAACAGAGUCGUAGUCACCGUAGAGCGUUUUUUCUUGCUUUUUUUUGGCUUUGCAUGCAUACAUCCUUUCUUUUUUUUUCUAAAACGCUUAUUUGAUUAGAAAUAAUAUAAUUGUAAAAUAUGAAAAAAAAGUUGUAGUUGGGGUCUUAGGUUAUCCAUAGCCUAUUCCCAGCAUACUUGCUUCAAAUGUGCUUCAAAUACAAGAACUGUAUCAGAAAUUUUCCCGGGAGAUCAUUGGGAGAUUGCAGAAAAAAAUGUAUAGGAAGUUUCGAUUUUUUUGCCGGGAGAUGAAGGCGAAAACCAGGAGAGUUGAUAGGUAUGUCCCAGGAGUCUUAUUAACUAACCACUGUUGUCAAGAAUUAUAUGCUGUCGCGACGAGUGGCAAAUUAAAAGUUGCGUCAUUACCCACAA